CACACAGCAAGCGGGCAUUUUUAUUUCAAUCAGCGGUAGCUUGUGAAAAAUUGAGAAAAAUUAUUGCUGUUAGUUUACAACGUUUAAUAAGUAGAAAAUUAAUAUAUAAAUAACAUAGAAAAGCUGGAAGUCCACGUUCACGUAGCCGAAGCAUUUCCGCACGUCGCAGUUAUACCAAGUCGCCUGCUCGACGCAGCAAUGGACGCCGCCGGCAUUCCAGAGAAAAGGUUUAUAAAUCUCGCAGCCGUUCAAUUUCACGACACCCGCCUUCACCACCGCCACCGCCUACAGGACGUGGUGGUGUUCGCUGUUCAGAUGCCAGCCAAAGUUCUUCAACGUCACUAUCACCACGGCAAGGCCGUCGGAUGUCACGUUCCCGUUCUCGCAGUCCAUACGAUAAGCGACGCGGCAAUAGAGAAAAACCAGUACAAAACCGUUGUAUAGGAGUUUUUGGUUUGAGUGUUUAUACAACGCAACAAAAAAUACGUGAUAUAUUCUCUAGAUUUGGACCAAUCGAGAGGAUACAAGUAGUCAUUGAUGCACAGACUGGCCGAUCUCGUGGCUUUUGCUUUAUCUAUUAUGAUGAUAUAGCUGAUGCUAAGGCAGCCAAGGACGCAUGUUCCGGCAUGGAAAUCGAUGAUCGACGCAUACGCGUAGAUUACUCAACUACACAGAGACCACACACUCCCACACCUGGCGUUUAUAUGGGACGACACACAAGGCGUGAACGUGAAUAUAAUGAUCGUUAUCGCGAUGACUACCGUCCCCGCCGUCGUUCAGGUUCACCCUUUAAGAAUCGUAACAAUUAUCGUAACGAUCGUAGGCGUCGAUAUGAUCGAAGCCGUAGUCGUUCCUAUUCGCCACGGCGUGCACGUUAUUAGAACUGUUCCAUGUAAACAAAAAAAAAAAAAACUGAUCGCGCAUAAACUAAAAGCAAACAAACAAACACACGUACGUUAGUCCAUAGAUGUUGAUUCGCCAAAAAUUCUAAUAAAAAAAGGAAAAUAACUACAAUAAUAGUCUACAUUUUAAAAUUUAUAUCAACUCACAACAUAAAUAUUUUUCAAAACACAAGCUAUCG
This is a messenger RNA of Ceratitis capitata (Mediterranean fruit fly), 1081 nucleotides long. RefSeq names its product transformer-2 sex-determining protein (gene Tra2). The record is from RefSeq and is marked provisional. Gene Ontology annotation, molecular function: RNA binding. Gene Ontology annotation, cellular component: spliceosomal complex. Gene Ontology annotation, biological process: positive regulation of mRNA splicing, via spliceosome. NCBI's taxonomy places the organism in Eukaryota, Metazoa, Arthropoda, Insecta, Diptera, Tephritidae.